CACAGCUUGGCGCGGGCGGUGGCGCGGGCGGUUAAGCGGCGGGCUGCAGCAGCGCAAGGGACUAGUGUAUAUGAUGAUGAGGAUUAUCUUUUUGCUUUAAUUGCAGGAAAAGAUUAUGACGACACUCAAAAAUGCAAAACUAAGCUAGAAGAAUAUUGCAAAGAAUUUGAAAAUUUGGAUAAAGAAAAAAUACAUAAAAAAUUUAAAAGCUUUUGUGAAAAUGGGAAAGCAGAAGAAAAAUGUACCAAAUUAAAAAACAAAGUUAAGGAAAAAUGCACUACAUUUAAAACAAAUCUUCAAACAGCAGCUGGAAAAGGAAUUUCAGAUUUGACAGAUAAAGAUUGUAAAGAGAAUGAACAACAAUGCCUAUUUUUGGAGGGAGCAUGCUCUGAUCUUACAGAGAAUUGCAAUAAAUUAAGGAAUAACUGUUAUCAAAAGAAACGAAAUGAAGUAGCAGAAAAAGUUCUUUUAAGGGCACUCAGUGAUGAUCUUAAAGAUGCAAAGACAUGUAAAGAAAAAAUUAAGGAUGUUUGUCGUACAUUGGGUCAAGAAAGUAACGAGUUGAUGCAAAGAUGUUUUGAUACAGACUCUUUAUGCACAUCUCUAGUAGCAUUAGCAGAAAAAAAGUGUACUUCUCUGAAAACAGAAAUAGGAAGAGUACUAACUACUAAUAACGAAUUAGAAAAAAAAGGACAUUCUUUGCUUAAACAAUGCCACUUUUAUGGACAAAAUUGCAAAGAUUCAGAUAAACCAGAAUGUGAAAAACUCGUAAAUAAAGCUAAAAAAAAAAAGAUUAUCUACAAAGGACCAGGUUCAGAUUUUGAUCCUACAAGACCAGAGGCUACACUGGCAGAAAAAAUAAGUCUGGAAGAACUUUAUAAGGAAACGGCAAGACAAGGAGUUCUGAUCAGAAGAGCACCAGAAAGAGAUAUUCUUGACAUAUUAGUGUUUCUCUCAGGGAGUAAACCUUUUGAUGAAACUCCAUGUAAGGAAGUACUCAAUAGUAAAUGUAACUCUAUUCAAUAUCUAACGCAAGGUCUAAAAGAUUUAUGUGGAAAUAAAAGCGAUUAUCUAGCUAAAUGUAAAAAGUUUAAAGAGGAAUUUGAUAAAGAGAAAAACAUUCUUACUAGAAAACUUAAAAGUAAACUAUUUGAAGAUGAAAUCACGUUAUGGGGUGAAUUACCAAGACUCCUUACUGAAAAUGACUGCACAAGAUUACAGUCAGAUUGUUUUUAUUUUGAAGGUCAAACGGAUUUUGGAAAAAUAUGUAAGAAUGUUAAGGCAGCGUGUUAUAAAAGAGGCCUUGAUGCAAUAGCAAACCAAGCAUUACAAGACAAAAUGCGAGGGAAAUUCCAUUAUACAAAUGAUACAUGGCUUGAAACACUUCAAAAGGAGUUAGUAAAUGUGUGUGUGAAUUUAAAAGGAACAAGUGAUGAAUUAUUUGUAUUAUGUGUGAAACCAAAAGACGGUGUCAUUACAUUAUUAGAUGAUUUGGAUAUGAAGACAAACUUGUUACAGGAAAAUUUGAAUGAAAAACGAGAUUUUCCUACGAAGCAGGAUUGCAGGGAAUUGCUAAAGAAGUGCAACGAUCUAAAACAAGACUUUGAGGAACUUGAAUGGCCCUGUCAUACUCUGGAGCACCAUUGCAAUAGGCUGGAGAUUGCAGGACAAUUGGAAGAGAAGUUAUUAGAGGAAAAAACAGAAAAUUUGGACAAGUUCGAUUCAUGUUUAAAAAAUCUAAAAAAACAAUGCCAUGAAUGGAGUAGAAAAGGAAGAAUGCAGUUUGCUCUCGCAUGUGUAGCACAGAAUAUUACUUGCAAGAUUCUUACAGAAAGCGUAGGGUCUAAGUGUACUACAUUGGAAGCGCGCAUCGAAGCAAGUAAGGUUGUAGAUCAAACAAAGAAUAAUGGCAAAAAAGAGUCAGCUUGCAACUCAUGGGCACCCUAUUGUACCAAGUUUAUGUCAAGUUGUCAGAAUCUAACUGCUAGUGAUGGAAAAUGUAAGGAGCUUAACAAGGAGUGUAAAUCAUUCAUUGAAAGGAAGGAAUUGGAAGAAAAAGUAGCCUAUGAAUUAAGGGGUAAUUUAGAAACAGAAGAAAAAUGCAAAAAGACUCUUGACACGUACUGUACACAAUGGAGGAAUGCAACUAAUCAUCUUAGCACUUUGUGCACAGAUAAAGAAGCUGGUAAAGAAGAUAAAGAUGUUAGAGAAGAACUCUGCAAGAAACUAGUAAAACGAGUAAAGAAGCGAUGUCCUGAAUUAAAAAAAGAACUCAUAGAGGCCAGUAAAGAGUUGGAGGAAAAAGCUAACGAAUAUGAGGAUAUCAAAAAAAAAGCAAAAGAUGCAAUGGAAAAAGCGAAUCUUGUUUUAUCAAAAGUAAAGACAGAAAACAAUAAAUCGGAAAACGAUGUUGUGCCUAGUGCACCAGCCGUACCUAGUGGAACAAAAGACACGAAGUUGUUUAGACUUGUAAGAAGAGAUGCAACAAUGAAAGUAACAGAAGACGAAGCGAAAGCAUUUGAUUUGGUUGCACAAGCAUUUGGACUCUACGUAGAAUUGAGAGAGAUAUGCCAUGAUUUACUAAAAGGAUGUGGAUUUAAAAAGGAAUGUGAUUGUGAAAAUCAAUGUGAGAAAAUAGAAAACACAUGUAAAAAAUUGAAACCACUGGAAGUAAAACCAUACGAAGCAACAACUAAAAAUGUAACAACAACAACCACAACCACAACGACAACAACAACAACCGUUAAAGACACAAAGACAACAGAGUGCCAGUCUCUACAGACGACAGACACGUGGGUCACAAAGACGUCAACGCACACUAGCACUUCUACGACUACAUCUACAGUCACAUCGAGAAUAACACUCACCUCGACAAGGCGGUGUAAGCCUACGAAGUGUACGACAGGAGAGGAAGAUGAAGCGGGUGAGGUGAAGCCGAGUGAAGGGUUGAGGAUGAGUGGGUGGAGUGUGAUGAGGGGGGUGUUAUUAGCAAUGAUGAUUUCAUUCAUGAUUUAG
Molecule: messenger RNA, 3015 nt
Organism: Pneumocystis jirovecii RU7
Lineage: Eukaryota; Fungi; Ascomycota; Pneumocystomycetes; Pneumocystales; Pneumocystaceae
Exons: 1
Source: RefSeq, a predicted model, not a curated record